CGCGCCGCCCGCGGAACCACGCCUACUCCUGCGCCGGUCAGCUCAGGGCUGUUCCUCCCGUUCUCCGCCCCUCCUUCCCCGUGAGCUCCAGGGACCAUGGCCGAUCCUCGCGUGAGGCAGAUCAAGAUCAAGACUGGCGUAGUGAAGCGAUUGGUCAAAGAAAAAGUGAUGUAUGAAAAAGAAGCAAAGCAACAAGAAGAAAAGAUUGAAAAAAUGAAAGCUGAAGAUGGUGAGAAUUAUGCCAUUAAAAAGCAGGCGGAGAUCCUGCAAGAAUCCCGGAUGAUGAUUCCAGAUUGCCAGCGCAGGUUAGAGGCUGCAUAUACUGAUCUGCAGCAGAUAUUAGAAAGUGAAAAAGACUUGGAAGAAGCUGAAGAGUAUAAAGAAGCCCGUUCAGUACUGGAUUCAGUCAAGUUAGAAGCUUGAAACUUUUCUGUAACAGGGUGUUUUGCAUUAAGUCUGGGGUCGAUUCUACAAUUCAUGAUUCUUGACCACUGCUAUGUGUUUAGUAAAUGAGAAUGUGCUUCUUUUUAUGCAGUUGCAUAUAUUUUUCUUUGCAUAACUUAACGUGUCAAAUAAAUGAGUUCAUUUAAUAAAAUUGUUUACUUCAUACUUUA
Nannospalax galili (Upper Galilee mountains blind mole rat) is the source of this 614-nucleotide messenger RNA. It is a transcript of the gene Tbca, whose product is annotated as tubulin folding cofactor A. The transcript is spliced from 4 exons. Lineage: Eukaryota; Metazoa; Chordata; Mammalia; Rodentia; Spalacidae. The coding region runs from base 97 to 423 and encodes 108 amino acids. Gene Ontology annotation, cellular component: microtubule cytoskeleton; cytosol. The record is from RefSeq and is a predicted model, not a curated record. Gene Ontology annotation, molecular function: beta-tubulin binding. Gene Ontology annotation, biological process: post-chaperonin tubulin folding pathway; tubulin complex assembly.